AUGAGUGAUCAAGUCAGAGACGAGCUCAUCAAUUGCUUGCGUCGAAAUGCGGAUGUGUUCGCAUUUAGUACCGCCGAUCUCAAGGGAAUAGACAGAAGCUUGGCAGAGCAUUGCCUCAACGUGGAUCCUAAAGUUAAGCCAGUAAAACAGAGAACACGGAAUUUUGGGGCCGAGAAGGACGCUGCAAUCAGGGAGCAGGUCCAAGGGCUGUUGGAAGCAGGGCACAUUGAGGAGGUGCAAUAUCCAGAAUGGAUCUCGAAUGCUGUGAUGGUACCAAAGAAAACAAAUACUUGGAGGAUGUGUGUGGACUUCAGAGACUUGAACGCUGCCUGCCCAAAGGAUCACUAUCCUCUGCCGAGGAUUGACCAGCUGGUGGAUGCCACUUCGGGAUGCGCCUUACUAUCUAUGAUGGACGCGUAUCAGGGAUACCAUCAGAUUAAAAUGAACAGAGGAGACAUUGCCAAAACAGCCUUCGCCGUCUGUUGUGGGGUUUACGGCUGGAGAAGUAUGCCGUUUGGCUUGAAAAAUGCGGGAGCCACGUAUCAGCGGAUGAUGGAAAAAGUCUUCAAGGAACAGCUUUCCAAAAAUAUCUCAGUGUAUGUGGAUGACAUGCUCAUGCGGAGUAUCAGGGCGAAGGACCAUGUAUCUGACUUGGAAGAGAUCUUUACUGUUGUUAGAAAACACCGGCUCAUGUUGAAUCCAGCAAAAUGCACUUUUGGGGUCACAACAGCGGAAUGCCGAGCGGCAUUUGAGGAUCUCAAGGUAUAUCUAGCAAAGCUCCCGACUCCGACCAAGCCGGACCCGGGAGAAACGUUGUAUCUAUACAUAGCAGUGGGGGAAGAUGCAAUCAGCUCUGUGCUUAUCAGAGAGGAGGGAAGUCACCAGAAACCUAUCUACUUCAUCAGCCGAAUCAUCCAGGGUCCUGAAUUGAAUUACACAGAGAUAGAGAAGGCUGCUCUAGCAGUCAUGGUCACGGCAAGAAAGUUGAGGCCUUACUUUUUAUCACAUCGGGUAGUGGUGCGCACUGCCCUACCUUUUAGACAAGUGUUGGGGCGGCCGAAUUUGUCGGGAAGAAUGGUCAAAUGGGCUGUGGAGUUGGGGGAAUAUGAUGUGGAGUAUGAGCCGAGAACGGCGAUCAAAGCACAAGCUUUAGCAGAUUUCAUACAAGAAACAACUCGCCGUCCUUUGCCAGAGUUUUGGGUUGCUUUCGUGGACGGAUCAGUAACGAAGGAGGGAUGUGGAAUUGGGGUGUACAUCACCUCCCCAGGUUAUGGGAUAUACCAGUUCGCCAUCAAAUUCGCGUGCCGGUUGUCCAACAAUGAGGCUGAAUAUGAGGCUGUGGUCAGAGGGGCGCAUAUUCUGUCCGAACUCAAGGCCGAAUGUGUCAUCAUCAAGACAGACUCCCAGUUAGUAGCUCAACAGUUGUUAGGGGCCUAUAAUGUCAAAGACCAGCGGAUGAAGGCGUACCAUUGCAAAAUCAGCGAGAUGAAAGAAAGGUUCACGGAAUUUAAGAUUGAGCAAAUUUCCCGGGAGGAAAACACAAAAGCGGACUUAUUGGCACGCAUGGCCAGUGCAGUAGAGCAGACGUGGAGCGACGAGAUUAUUUUACUCUGUGAUACCAGAGAGAUGGGGACUUCACAAGUCUUCUCCGUAGAGAUCAGAGACGACUGGCGGGCUCCAAUUAUACACUUCCUUAAGACAGGGGAGCGGUUGAACAGAGAAACUAAUCAGAGGAGGAAGCCUAACUUUGCUUUAAACGAAGUUCAUGCAGGUUGCUGUGGUGGUCACACGGGAUUCCGGGACCUUGUACGCAAAAUCAUUCGAGCAGGAUUCUACUGGCCUAACAUCAACAAAGACGCCAGAGAGUUCGUCCGCAAGUGUGAGGCUUGCCAGAGACACACCGGGAGAAUCAACAUUCCAGGGGAACCUAUGGGCGUUAUGUACGCUGCAUGUCCAUUCGACAAGUGGGGUAUCGACAUAGUCGGGAAGCUGCCCACGGCACCAGGGGGCAAAUGCUUUCUGCUUGUAGCGGUGGACUACUUCUCUAAGUGGGUCGAGGCUGAGGCUGUGGGGAAAAUCGAUGAGAUUUGGCGUGCCCAGGACAUCGUGUCGGACAACGGAACCCAAUUUACUGGGCAGAGGAUUGCAGAUUUCUGUGAUCGGAUGGACAUCACCCAACGAUUUAUCUCGGUGGCUCAUCCGCAAGCGAACGGACAAGUGGAGUUGGCCAACAGGACAAUAUGCGAAGGGAUUAAGAAGAGGCUGAAUCAAAGUAGAGGCAAAUGGGUCGAGAAGUUAGACACUGUACUUUGGGCUUACCGCACUAGCCCAAAGACAGCCACUGGCGAAGCACCAUUCACUCUGGUGUAUGGAUCUAAUGCGGUGAUACCAGCGGAGGCAAGGUUGGAGUCAUAUCGGAUUACAACCUACAACACUGAGCACAAUGCCGAACUCCGCCGAGCAGAGUUGGAUUUGGUGGAAGCACAGAGGGAUGAAGCCCGGAUCCGAGCAGCAAAGUACAAGAGUAUUAUCAAGGCAGGAUACGACAAGAGAGUCAGAGCAAGAAAAUUAUCCAAGGGCGACCUGGUCCUUAAGCGAGCUGAUGCAUUAAAGGCAGUGGGCAAGUUCGAAGCUAAUUGGGAAGGCCCGUUCAUCAUCACAGAGGUCUUGGGUGGAGGAGCGUACAUAUUGUCGGAUCCAGACGACAGAGCUCUCCCUACACCGUGGAAUAUCAACACUCUCAAAAAGUUCUAUGUAUAA
Salvia miltiorrhiza (redroot sage) is the source of this 2760-nucleotide messenger RNA. RefSeq lists its product as uncharacterized. The transcript is spliced from 4 exons. NCBI's taxonomy places the organism in Eukaryota, Viridiplantae, Streptophyta, Magnoliopsida, Lamiales, Lamiaceae. Gene Ontology annotation, biological process: DNA integration. Bases 1 to 2760 code for a protein of 919 amino acids. Gene Ontology annotation, molecular function: RNA-DNA hybrid ribonuclease activity; nucleic acid binding. The record is from RefSeq and is a predicted model, not a curated record.